This is a messenger RNA of Drosophila miranda, 3719 nucleotides long. RefSeq names its product intraflagellar transport protein 122 homolog (gene Oseg1). NCBI's taxonomy places the organism in Eukaryota, Metazoa, Arthropoda, Insecta, Diptera, Drosophilidae. Bases 115 to 3624 code for a protein of 1169 amino acids. The transcript is spliced from 11 exons. Gene Ontology annotation, biological process: non-motile cilium assembly; protein localization to cilium; intraciliary retrograde transport. Gene Ontology annotation, molecular function: protein binding. Gene Ontology annotation, cellular component: intraciliary transport particle A; non-motile cilium. The record is from RefSeq and is a predicted model, not a curated record.
GCAUUUUUUUCUUGUUGUCAUGGAAGCGCAGCUUGUAAACAAAUCAAGAAAAAUAUUUUUUUUAUUAGUACUAUGCAGCUCCAGUAAAAUAGGACUAUUUUUUGCUGUGCAAAAAUGCGUGGCGUCCUCAAAUGGUUGGAGCGCAUAGAGUUCCCAAGUACCAAAGAUGGCGAGACCAGCGUACACAGCGUUUGCUACGCCCCGGAUGGCAGCCAAUUGGUGGUUGCCGCCGGCGAUCGUUUGCUCAUCUAUAAUCCCAGCGAUGGAUCACUCCUGAAUACGCUGAAGGCGCACAAAGACACGGUGAACUGUGUGGCGUAUUCACGCGAUGGCAAACGCUUUGCCAGCGGAGCCUCCGACAAAAUGGUCAUUGUAUGGUCGCCGCAACUGGAAGGGCUACUUAAGUACUCGCACGGCGAUUCCAUUCAAUGCAUGAGCUUCAAUCCCGUCUCGCACCAUUUGGCCUCCUGUUCGAUGUCCGAUUUUGCCUUCUGGUCGGCGGAUCAGAAGGCUGUGCAAAAGUACAAAAUAUCAGCUCGCGUAAAUGGCUGCUCUUGGACAAACGAUGGCCAGUACCUCAUCAUGGGCUUAGCCAAUGGCACAAUCUCCAUACGAAACAAGUUGGGCGAGGAGAAGGGCCGCAUCGAUCGGCCGGGUGGGCCGAACAGCAACGUUUUCAGUGUACAAUGUUGCCCAGCGGCCGGGCCAGGUAGUGUGGACACUAUUGCCGUGGUAGACUGGAGCCAAACACUCUCAUUCCAUACGCUCAGCGGUCAAAUGAUAGGCAAGGAGCGAACCCUGGGCUUUGAUCCCCUUUGUCUACAAUACUUUCCAAACGGAGAGUUCUGUUUGGUCGGCGGUUGCACGGGCGGCCUUUAUUUCUUCACUCGCGAGGGGAUACGAUUGGGAACUUUGGGCGACAGUUUCGACACGUGGAUAUGGUCCGUGGCGCUGCAUCCGAACGGGCAGUCCUACACCAUUGGCUGCCAGGAUGGAACGCUGGCCUGCUUCAACAUAGCCUCGAGUACAGUGCACGCCCUCUACAGAGAACGAUACGCCUUUCGAGAGAACAUGUGCGAUGUGAUCAUUCAGCAUCUGAUCUCUGGCCAAAAGGUGCGCAUCAAGUGCCGGGAUCUCGUCCAGAAAAUAGCCAUCUAUCGCAAUCGGCUGGCAGUGCAGCUGCCAGAGCGAGUGGUUCUGUACGAGCUGAGCUCUGGGGAGGAUCAACCAAUGCACUACAAAGUCAGGGAGAAGAUUCAACAGAAGUUUGACUGCAGCCUGCUGGUGGUCUGCGGUCGCCACAUUGUCCUGUGCCAGGAGAAGCGCCUGCAGUGCCUGGACUUCAUUGGCAUCCUGCAACGAGAAUGGAUAAUGGAUUCCUUCAUACGAUAUAUCAAGGUGACUGGCGGCCCAGUCGGCCGUGAAGGCCUGAUGGUGGGCUUGAAGAAUGGUCAAGUAUUUCGUAUCUUUCUCAACAACUCGCUGCCCCUGCUGAUCACGACAGCCGUCUCAGCGGUCCGUUGCUUGGACAUCAAUGCCAAACGUAGCAAAAUCGCUGUGGUGGAUGAUGUUGGCCGUCUGGUGGUGCGGGAUAUUGUCAACGACACCAUACUCUAUCAGGACACUGGUGUGAACAGCGUCACCUGGAACACCCAUCUCGAUACCAUGCUCUGCUACACUCAUACCACGGGUGGCCUAAGUGUGAGAGUCGGAAAUUUGCCGCCUCGAGCCCCGCAGAAUAUGCACGGCGUGGUGGUGGGUCUGUGUGGGGCCACUGCUUUCUGUCUGCGCGGAAAUAUAAUGCACAACACUCCACUGGCCUUGGGCUCCACCAUGUGGCAAUUCAUUGAGGCAGGCCUGUUUGAGGAAGCCUACCAGGUGGCCUGCUUGGGAGUGACCACCGGCGACUGGGAGGGACUGGCCCAAUCGGCCCUGGAAGCCCUGCAUAUCAAUAUAGCCCGCGAUGCGUAUGUCAAGGUGAGGAAUCUGCCGUGGCUCAAGCUGAUCAGCGAACUGCGGGACCAACAGCAACGUUCGGCAGUGCCCAAAGAGGUGCUUUUGGGCGAAAACUGUGCCUUUGCUGGGAAAUUCAAGGAAGCCGCUCGCUUGUUUCUCAAAUGUGGACAGUCGCCACGGGCUCUCGAGAUGUACACCGAUUUGCGCAUGUUCGAUCUGGCCCAGGAGUAUCUUAGAGAUGGCACUGAGCAGGAAAAGAAGGAACUUGUGCGCAAGCGAGCGGAAUGGGCCUAUUCCGUGAAGGAGCCGCGAGCUGCUGCCGAGCUCCUGCUUUCGGCUGGCGAGAAUCAAAAGGCCAUCGAUAUUGUGGCCGAACAGGGAUGGGCGGAUGUUCUCUACGAUAUCGGACGUCGCCUCAGCCUCAGCGAUCGCGAUGCCUUGGAAUCGGUGGCGCAGAAUUUGAAGACUCUAAAAGCCCUGCCCCUGGCUGCUGAAAUAUUCAAGAAGCUCGGGGACGAGGCUCAGGUGGUGCAGUUGCACGUAGAGGUUCGUGACUGGCCGGAGGCGUUUCGUCUGGCGGAAUCGUUGUCCGAGCUCCUGCCCACGGUGCACUACCAGCAUGGCCAAUGGCUGGCCGAAACGGAUCAGUUUAUAGAGGCACAUCAGGCAUAUCUGAAGGCAGGACGGACCAAGGAAGCCAAUCGCUUGCUGAAGCAGUUGAGCAUCACGGCCAUCGUGGAGGAGCGAUAUCUAGAUGCGAGCUACUUUUACUGGCUACUGGCCAAGCAAUCUCUGGACAUUUACCAUGCAAAGGAUGAACAGAAUCCAAUCGAUCAUAAUCUGGCCGAAUACAGAAAUCAUUUGCGCAUUGCCAAGGUGUACUAUGCCUAUGCCGUGAUCUACAGCUACAUGAAGGAACCCUUCACCACUCACUCGCCCGUCAGUCUGUUCAACGUCAGCCGCUUCAUACUUAAUGAGGUGGAGCACAAGGGCGUGCCCAAGGGUGUGAGCAUGUUCUCUGUUCUGUUUACCUUGGCCAAGCAGGCGAAGUUCCUGCAGGCCAACAAAUUGUGUUUGCUGAUCAACAAGCGACUGCAGUCACUCAAACCACCGGCCGGAGUUCAAGAGCAGAUUGAUCUAAAUUUCCUAAACAGCAAGGCAUGCAAAAGUGGCUUCAAUGAUCCCGAGGAGCUGCUGCCUCUGUGCUACAAGUGCUCUAACUACAGUCAACAUUUAAACAGCAAUUGCUGCCCGACCUGCAGGCAGGACUACAUAUUCUCGUUUGUUUCAUUUGAAAUCCUACCCCUAGUACAAUUCUAUCCCGAAGUGGAUAUAUCGGAUGCCGAGGCCGAGCGUUUGCUACUGGCCCCGGCCAAGCAUGUGGAGGAUUCAGAUCCCUUCAACGAAGAUGUGGCCAGUGCUUUGCCCUUGAGCUUGGAUCGGAAUGGCCUGCGUGCCAUAGAUCCAAAUCAUGUGCUGAUACUCAAGCGACAGGGCAAGAACGUACGAAAUGUCUACUAUCGCAAUAUUUUGCCCGAUCUACAAGUCACCUAUUGCCCACAGUGUCUGCUGCUCUUCUAUGCCGAGGACUUUGAGCUGCAGGUGCUACAAAAGGGAUACUGUCCGUUUUGUCACACAUCCUCGGAUAAGUUGAUGGAAGACUUUUGAGAAUGUACUACACGUUCGUUCAUAGAUAUAAGAUAUAAUUUCCGUCCAAAAUUGUACAAAUAGGAACACAUACGAGUACAAGCAAUUUCAAUUGA